GCUCGCGGCCCGUACCGGCAACGUCGCUGGAGGCGGCAUCCCGUCGUCGUCGUCGUCGGCGACGCAGUGUGCGGCCAAAAACACACCCAAUGUUUGUGUUUUCGAAUCGCUCGUGAAGGUGCACCAUCGUCGUCGUCGCACCAUCGUCGUCGUCGAGGACGAGGAGUGACGUUUGUUGACGCAGCAACGAAGCAACUACCCGGACGAACGCGUCGCCGUGGCAUGUAGCUGCCGCAGUAUCGUCGCCACGGAAUCCCCACGUCGUCGGCUACCCGAAGAUGUGGACGACGACGAAAACCACCAAGUACGCCGUCGCUGUGUACAACUGGCGAGGGGACACGCGUUAUGGACUACCUCUGGAAAUCGGAGAAACCGUGCAGAUUCUGGAGGAAUGUGCGGGCUGGUACAGAGGCUUCUCGACGAAGAAUCGCGCGGUGAAAGGGAUCUUCCCGAGCACGUACGUGCACCUGAAACCAUGUAAAAUCGACAAUGAGGGCCUCUUCGAGUCCGUCAUACCGUUGGAAGAUCCGGUGGUGCGAGAAGUCAUCCUGGUCCUGCGAGAAUGGGGCGGGAUUUGGAAGAGGCUGUACGUGGAACGCGAGGAGUACAAAUUCAACGCUUUGCGCAAAGUGAUGAGGGAGUUGCUGGAAUGGCGGCGGCAACUUUUGGCCGGCACCCUCACCACGGAUCAGACGCGGGAGCUGAAACUACGGAUAAUCAAUAAAGUGGAUUGGGGCAAUCGAAAGCUUGGCUUGGACCUGGUGCCACGUCAAGGUGCUCACAUGGUGGAACCAGAUACGAUGUCCGUCGUGGAAUUAUACCAUGUGCACGUGCAAAGCGCCGAGAACUCUCAGGGUGCGUCCGCUCGGGGCACUUUGCGCCGCAAGGAACACAAGAAGGUCCUCACCCACCACUUGUACUUCUGCAUGAGGGACUUCGGACACUCGGUCGGCGAGGACACCGAGAUCUACUUCUCCCUGUUCGACGCGAAACGGCAGCAGUACCUGAGCGAGCGCUUCCUGGUGCGCAUCAGCAAGGAGGGCUUCUCCAACUACGUGGAGAAGAUGCACAGCAACUGCACCAUCUUCACGGACCUCGGCAACUCGGAUCUGAGCCGCGAUCUCUACAUGAUCGCGCACGUGAUGCGCUGCGGCCGGAUGCUCUACUCCGAUUCCGGCAAGAACAAGACCGGAACCGCGAUCUACCGAAGGCCUCACGGGGUGGCGGUGCUUUCCCUGGCGAUGCUCUCCGUCACGGAGACCGCGCAGGAUCACGCGGAUGAGCACGAGCUGACUUUCAAAGUAUAUCAAGGGGAAGAGAAGGAAUUUCACCAGCUGCACGAGCAAAUCAUACGCAAUAACAAGUGUUCUCCUCUACCCGGCCAGCCCAAUUACGGAAUAGUCGUGUCCCUUCGUAUCCUGCACGGAGAACUGUCUCAGGUUCGGGACGAGAACCCGUUACUGUUCAAAAAUAUUUGCCUCACGAAGAAACUCGGAUUCUCGGACGUCAUUAUGCCGGGUGAUGUGCGUAACGAUUUGUAUUUGAAGCUGGAACGGGGAGAAUUCGAACGCGGUGGAAAAUCCACCGGAAAGAAUAUCGAGGUGACAAUCCUGGUCCUGGAUGCGGACGGUCAACCCUUGGAGGAGUGUCUGUUCGGAGCCGCAGGCACGGACGGUAGCUCCGAAUAUCAGAGUUUGGUCAUAUACCAUCACAACAGCCCGUCGUGGGCGGAAACUGUAAGACUGGCGAUACCCAUCGACAAGUUUUACGGGAGCCACGUGCGUUUCGAGUUUCGGCACUGCUCCACGCGCGAGAAGAACGAUAAGAAGCUCUUCGCCUUCGCAUUCGUCCGGCUGAUGGAACCUGGAGGCGCCACUCUUCAGGAUGGUCCGCACGAGUUGUACAUUUACAAAUGCGAGGAACGCGCGAAAUUGGAUUCGCUGAGUUAUCUGUCAUUGCCGAGCAGCGCGCGAGAACCUAGUGCUGCAGGUCCACCAGCCUUCUCUAGAUCACCCAAGGAAACUGUAUUCGUGCACACUCUGCUCUGCAGCACUAAACUGACGCAAAACGUCGAUCUACUCAGCCUGUUGCAAUGGAAGGCGCAUCCCGAACGAAUAGCAGAGGCUCUGGCUCGCGUUCUUCGGCUAGACGGCGAGGAACUGGUCAAGUUCUUGCAAGACAUCCUCGAUGCACUAUUCGCCAUGUUCCAUACCGAGGAUGGCAACUCUACGGCGCACUCGGGCCUCGUGUUCCAGGUGCUCGUGUCCAUCUUCAGUCUGUUGGAGGACUCCAAGUUCGAACACUUCAAGCCGGUGAUGGACGCUUACAUCUCAGAUCACUUCGCCGCAGCUUUGGUGUACAAGGGCCUUCUCAGUAGCGUGCAGCAUUGCGCCGAUUGGGUCACCAUGGCGGAGAAGCAGGAGCCGAUCAUGAAGUGCUUUCGCUCGCUUGAAUACAUCUUCAAGUUCAUCAUCCAGAGCAGAUUGCUAUUUGCUCGUGCUACCGCCGGCCAGUACGAGGACAGCUUUAAGCGCGAUCUGUACUGCGUGUUCGCGGCUCUCAAUAAAAUGCUGGGCCUUCCGUACGAGAUGGUACUCCUGUCGCAGAUCGCGCUGCUGCUGUCGAUCGCGGCGGUGUUCGAGCAGUUGGUCGCAGUGCUGCCGGUUCUAGAAGUGGCCAAGCUUACUUGCACGAUGCUGGAAUCGGUGCCACGCGAGUCGCCACUUCAACUAACACAAGCCAAAUUGGUCGCGAUUAAGAAUCUCACGACGUCCAGCUUGUUCUGCAAGGACGACGAGAGCCGAAACCUCUUGCUCAAUACUGUAUGCCGGCAUCUGCGCGUUCAUCUGGCUCGCAGGGAGGAAUUACGGUCCUGCACCGACAUCUUGGGCGAGAUACUCAGUUUCCUGCACAAGCGCGGCAGAGACACGAACAAGGUCAACAAUUGCAUCCACCACGGUGAGACGCUCUGCGUGUCGGUGCUCGACGUGCUUAUACAGACGAUACUGAUCGUGAUUAACGCCAGCGGACCAGUCCUCGGCUGUCUCGUGGCCUGUCUGAUCGGAUUGCUCCAGCUGCUCGAUGAGUAUCACUAUGCGCGACUCUGGGAAGAGCUGACGCACACCGGCGAUCGGAAACAGCUCAAGGACUUCUUGCUCCGGGCGUUCCUGGUGCUGCGCGACCUUGUGCGCCAGGAAGUAUUCCCGCCGGACUGGUUGGUCAUCCGGAUGCAAGCCAACAAUGUUAUUCUGAGGUCGCUGCAGGAGCUCGGGCAGCCGCUCGCCUUCCGCUUUCUUCAGAGUAGUUUCGACUCGCAGCUCUGGUCCACGUACUUUAACCUGGCGGUGGCUUAUCUCACCCAGCCGUCACUUCAGCUCGAACAGUUCUCCGAGGUCAAAAGAGAGAAGAUCGUGGAAAAGUACGGCGAUAUGAGGGUUCUCAUGGGCUUCCAGAUACUGUCCAUGUGGUCUAAUCUUGGCGAGCGCAAGCUCGAAUUCAUCCCGGGCAUGGUCGGGCCUUUCCUGGAAGUCACUUUAGUACCGGAGAGCGAACUUCGUAAAGCGACUUUGCACAUUUUUUUCGACAUGAUGGAGUGCGAGCAGAGAACUCGUGGUAGUUUCAAAUCGGUUGAGUCCGAGCUGAUCGACAAAUUGGACAUUCUUAUCAGCGAGAACAAGGGCGACGAUGAAUACAGACAGUUGUUUAACACUAUGGAACACCUUAGCGCCGUAUUACUGGACAGGGUGCAGUCCGAGGACCCGGCUUGGAAGGAGAGCGGCACCGCCUUCAUAACAUCCAUCACGCGUUUACUGGAAAGGCUUCUCGAUUACAGAAGCGUCAUUCAGGGUGACGAGAAUCGUGACAAGCGCAUGUCGUGCACCGUAAAUUUGUUGAACUUCUACAAGAAUGAGUUCAACCGCAAGGAGAUGUACCUGCGCUACAUCUACAAGCUGCAUGACCUGCAUCUGGCGGCUGAGAAUUAUACAGAGGCCGGCUUCACGAUGAAGCUGUACGCCGAUCAGCUGGGCUGGGGCUCCACUGUUCUUCCUCCGGACCACGCACAUCCUCAGCAGCCGGAGUGGCAGCGCAAGGAGCUGCUCUAUCACAAGAUUAUCCACUAUCUCGAUCGUGGCAAGUGCUGGGAGAAGGGCAUCCCUCUGUGCAAGGAGCUGGCUAUCCUCUACGAGACCAGGCUGUACGACUACGCCAAGCUCAGCCAUGUGCUGAAGCUGCAGGCUAAGUUCCUGGAUAACAUCCUGACGCAGCUGCGUCCGGAACCGGAGUACUUCCGCGUCGGCUUUUACGGCCUCAGCUUCCCGCUCUUUGUUAGAAACAAGUUAUUUAUCUAUCGUGGUCUGGAGUAUGAGCGAAUAGGAGCGUUCCAGCAGCGGUUACAGACUGAGUUUCCUUGCGCUCAGAUACUGACGAAGAACUCCCCGCCGGACGAGAGCAUCCUGACGUCUGAGGGUCAAUACAUCCAAAUUUGCAACGUAAAACCAAUCCCCGAGGAGAGCAGCUUGGCUUGCAGCAAUGCCGAGGUUCCGGAACGCGUGGUCGCCUUUUAUCUGGUAAAUGACGUGCGCAAGUUCACGUUCGAUCGACCGCUGCACCGUGGUCCGGUGGAUCGCGAGAACGAGUUCAAGUCGCUGUGGAUCGAGAGGACGACGCUGACGACGGAGGCGAGGUUGCCGGGGAUCCUCAGAUGGUUCGAGGUGAUCGAGAAGCGAUCGGAGCUGUUGGCGCCGGUGCAGUACGCCUGCGAGACCAUGCAGAGCGUGGAGAGGGAACUCAGACGACUGGUGGCGCAGUACACCGCCGAGCCGCACAGGAACAUUAAUCCAUUCAGCAUGCGGCUGCAGGGUAUCAUCGACGCCAAUGUGAUGGGCGGCAUCACCAAGUAUCAGGAGGCCUUCCUCACUUCAGAGUUCGCACGACAGAAUCCCGAGAUGGUGCCACACGUAAACAGACUCAAGGGACUCAUCUUGGAUCAGAUGAGCGUCCUCGAGUCGGGUCUGAUGUUGCAUGGCCAGAUCGCGCCGGCUGGCGUCCAACCCCUGCACAAGAGAUUGAUCGAGAGGUUCACGCAACUGAAACAAGGCCUUGGUCCAUUGGCCAGGCAGAGGACCAUUCACCAAGACAGCAUCGUCAAUUCGCCGCUACCGCCUCUACCGAUCAAUGACAAGCAGCGCCCGGCCACUCUAGAGACUCCUGGCUCCAGGACAUCGCACGCCGACAGCGACGGCCUUCCAGAGGACGAGGGCUUUUACACCAAGGUGGACGGCAUCCCGCCACCUAUUCCGCAACGAGAAGUUCGCCCGCGCUCCGUCGGCUAUGGAACAACACCGCCUAGACCUACGCAUCAGAGGUCUCUCAGUAAACCCCUGAGUCCGAAACUGCCGCUGAGGCAUUCUUUGCCCACUCCUACCGACAGCGCGGAUCAAGGCGGCCUCAGAAGCUCCUGGAGCGAACCUGGACCCGAGCCCGCUCCGCCGCUGCCACCUAGAGGUUGCACGCCGGACAAGAGAGACUCAAAUGCCGUGGUGCCGCCGGCGCCGCCGAAACGCGGUUUGGCGUACAAACGCACCAACACGGAGUGGAGCACCGACGACGACUCCGAGAUCACGGAGUCGAGAACCGAGUCCAACGAUCUACGCGACAGCGGGAUCUCCACCGCUAGCCUCCUGGACUUCCAGUCGCACCUCACGAACCUGAACAAUCUCGGCUACGAGGAUUUCGAGCCGCGCUCCCGGUCCAACGACAUCAUGAACAUCUCCCCGCCGUCCGUGAUAAGCGCGCUCAACGUCUCCACCAGCUUCGCCAGCGGCACAUUCCAGGGCUCGUAUUCUCUUCCCAGUCAGGAGAUGAGUCCUCCACCUAUACCUCCCAAGGCCCAUCAGGACACUCCUUCGGCCCCCUCGACUCUGGAGAGAGGGUCCACCAGGACGCAGAGUCACGGCCUCUCGGAGAACUACUCCGUGCCGAAGAUGCAGACACUUUCCGUUGCGUCCGACACGGAGAGCACCGUGUAGCGACGAUAUAUACUCCUAGUCUCUAGCGAUUAUUUAGCCCCUAGUGAUGUAUAUGUGCCAUCAUGCGCGAAUUCUGUAUCCGAUUUGUCCGUCGGGCGGAUUUUCUUAGAUAACAGUAACUUAGGGUAAGCAAAUAAGAAUAUCAUCAUCGUCGUUAUCGUCGUCGUGUUUAACGGGUAAAACGUGGAAAGAGACACCCUCUUUUCAUCAUUGAAAUCCCCGAUACGUAGCAAAUAACCCAAUAACGAAUUUCAAAGUCAGACAAAUCAAAUCAUCUCCCCGAAAACUGAAAACCCGCGUAUAAUAUCGUACCUUAAAAGAGAUAACUAGAGUAUCAUAGAUGCGCGUAAUAAUCGCUCUUGAACACCGAGGACGUCCAGCAAGAAGGCUUUUCCACGAGGUAGCUUUCGACUCGUCUGGACGUCAUCGGGGAUCGAACCGCGAGAUAUACGUAUAUAUAUAUAAAUAUACAUACAUCGACUUUUACUUUAGAGAUCUUCCGAGUAUAUCGAUCCACAGAUAACAAACACGCACACUGAAUACUACGUAUAUAUUUUGUAAGUUAUUUAUAUUUUCGAUGAGAGAAAAAUAAAGGGUAAUUUUUCAAUCAACAACCGCUGCGGAAAUUGUGUGGAAUGUGGAUUAUCAGCCAGCUUCUGGUUGCGAUUCAGGAAGAAGUAAAGGAUGACGAGCGAAAAGCAAAUUUCAUCUUGUUGCUGAAGGAUAUAUAAAUUAUGUAUUUUUUUUCUCACAGAUCGUUUUCUCUCUUCUCGUCUUGUAUGAGCAUAUGAUAUAUAUAUAUAUCCGACAUAUAUAUAUAUAUAUAUAUAUAUAUAUACAAAAGUAUGAAAAAAACUGCGCUGCAAAAUUGACACGCUUCGACUUAUUCGCUACGUUUUUUCUUCUUCUUCUUCUUCAUCAUGGCAUGUAAAGUAAAAAGAAAGAUUUGUAAACUUUUAUAUAUAUAUAAAAAAAUGAAGGGAGAUGGAAACGCAAAUGUGGAAUCUAAAAUGAUACAUAUACAUGUAUAAGAGAGAGAGAGAUGACAGACAGGCAGUGGAAUGUGUACAUUGCACAAAAUACUGAGCUCAAAGAGAAAGAAUGAAUACUAACGAAUAUAUAAAACGCGAUAAUGAUUAGAGAUCAUUUUCGUUCUCCGAAUCUUUUUCCGAACGUUCAUUGCCGCGAUUAUAUAUAUAUAUAAACGGCAAUCGGAUCGUUCGCCGAGAAAAAUCGGAGAUUCACAAAAUCACCAGGUCGCCCUUCUUAAUACAAAGUAAAACAACAAGCGCAAAUUUUGUUGUUUUUUUUAAUGAAUCGAUCGGAGCAAUUAAUUGAACGCAUUCGCUGCACACAACGAUGGUAUAAUAAUAAGCCGAGUGUAAAUUCGCAUGUGUUUUUUUUUUAAAUUCUAAACACAAAGUUACACAGAGAAAAGUUUUAAGAAGUUACUUUUAGUUACACACAUUGAUUGUGUAAGCUAAAAUAAAAAAUUAAAAAAAUAUAAAUUAUCAAUUUGCCUCGUUUUGUGCACCGAAUCCUUCAAUUGAUGGCCUGAUCGACGAAUAAACGUCACACAUCGAUAUUUUCCAAUGAUGAUGCAAACGAUAAUUUGCCGAUAAUAUACCAUUUUUAAUGAUAUUCAUUAAAUAAAUAAUUAUUUAAACGACGUCAUCGUUCACACUGCCAGCUCGUUGAAAGAUAUUCGCGACGUGCGACAUUUAUAUCUCUUCAGGAUAGAAUAGAUUUUUACCGCGGCGGACCCGCACAUACACGCUAAUUAAUAUGGCUAAUUAUGUAAUAAGUCAUGGCCGCUUCUUUUCUUGUUUAAAUAUAUAUAUCGACGAUCGUUUCGAAGUCUUUAUUGCGCGUUGUAGACACUUAAGCUAGGCGUAAGCUAAGUUACUUUGUACGUUGUUCUCGUUUGUUCUGGCACGGACCUCGUCAAACGGACGUUUCCGCAUUAGUAUCCUUCCUGGAAAAAAAAAAGAAACGAAUCAGCGACAAUCGCGAUUAUUUCGGGUCCGGUCGAGCGAUGGUGGUCUCUCGCGAAAGAGACACCGAGUGGAUUUUUAGCGAUUAAGAAGAGACAAUCGAUCUUACCUCCUCGCUGAUGAGUUUUUUUCGUUUGAUAGUCGUCGAUAGGGCAAGCACGGAUCACAGAGAAAAGAUACAGUUAUGUUAGAACGUUCCAACGCCACCUUAUUCACGUGCAAACAGCAAGAGGAAACCAAAGAAAUCAGAAUGAAUGAAUGAAUGAAUUAAGAAAGGAAAAACGAGCGAGAAAAAUGUUGAGCGUUAAACGAGAAAAAAAAAUCGCUGUAACUUAAGUAUUAUAUAGAGAUCGCCGCCGACCCUUUUUCUAUAUACGUUGGAUGUAACGUAUUUGUACUGUCUUUUUGUAAAUUAUUUUGUAUCUCAGUGAGUGAAGUAGAAACUUCUCGGACAUAAUCGUUUAUAUAAAGGUUUCUAUUUUUAUUCAAACGUGA
Molecule: messenger RNA, 8518 nt
Organism: Nylanderia fulva
Lineage: Eukaryota; Metazoa; Arthropoda; Insecta; Hymenoptera; Formicidae
Gene: spg
Product: dedicator of cytokinesis spg
Biological process (GO): small GTPase-mediated signal transduction
Cellular component (GO): cytoplasm; plasma membrane
Molecular function (GO): small GTPase binding; guanyl-nucleotide exchange factor activity
Source: RefSeq, a predicted model, not a curated record